CAAAGGGUAUCAUGACUAUUUAUAACCAGGAGUUGUAUGUUGUUCUUUUCAUCGGUGUUGUCGCGUCGGUUUGCGGCGUCGCGUCGCGGUGUUGAAUACAAACAAGGGCGAAGGGAACACGAUGUAAAGAGGAAAGCUGGCUACCCGUGUGCUGUGACAGUCCCCUUUUGUGUCUCUCUGUGCCCCUGCAUGUACCAUUGGCAGUCCCGGCCUCUUAGAGAGAGACACUGUGCUCAGAGACUGUGCUGCACUAGGAGAACCCAUGGCUUUGGGCUCUCUGUCUUCCACCAUAGGCCCCAGGCUCAGGCUGGUGGAGUUGCUGUAUGGGGUUCUGCUAUUCUUGCUGGUUUCUGGACUGGAAACAGCUCUGGGUCAGAAGGUCUACACCAAUACAUGGGCGGUCCACAUCCCUGGAGGACGAGAGUUAGCUGACCAAAUUGCCAAUAAACAUGGUUUCAUCAACCAGGGAUCUAUAUUUGGUGAUUAUUACCAUUUCCGGCAUCGCAAGGUGGUGAAGAGAUCGUUGUCAGACCACAGGGGGACACAAGUUCGUCUACAGCAAGAGCCCGAGGUGUUGUCAGCAGAGCAGCAGGUGGUGAAGAGAAGGAAAAAGAGGGACAUUUAUGAGGAGCCUUCAGACCCGAAGUUCAGAGACCAGUGGUAUCUCUACAAUGGAAACCACCGUGACCUAAAUGCCAAGGGUGCAUGGGAGUUGGGCUACACAGGGAAAGGGGUAGUGGUGUCUAUCUUGGAUGAUGGGAUAGAAAAAAACCACCCUGACCUGGAACAAAACUAUGACCCAGCUGCCAGCUACGACGUGAAUGAUGGGGACACAGACCCUCAGCCAAGAUACACUCAACUCAAUGACAACAGGCAUGGAACCCGGUGUGCAGGCGAGGUGGCAGCGGAGGCCAACAAUGGAAUCUGUGGAGUUGGUGUAGCAUAUAACGCUAAGAUUGGAGGUGUGCGUAUGCUCGAUGGGGAGGUGACGGAUGCUGUGGAGGCCCAGUCUCUUAGUCUCAAUCCCCAACACAUCCACAUCUACAGUGCCAGCUGGGGCCCAGAGGAUGAUGGUAAAACUGUUGAUGGACCUGCCAAGCUUGCCAAGGAAGCCUUUCUGCGUGGAGUUACAGAGGGCCGUGGUGGUCUGGGCUCCAUCUUUGUUUGGGCUUCUGGAAAUGGAGGAAGGGAAAAAGACAGCUGUAACUGUGAUGGCUACACAAACAGCAUCUACACGCUAUCCAUCAGCAGCUCUACUCAGAAUGGCAAUGUGCCCUGGUACAGUGAAGCCUGCUCUUCCACCCUCGCUACCACCUACAGUUCUGGGAACCUCAACGAGAAACAGAUUGUAACUACAGACCUCAAAUCAAAAUGCACAGACUCUCAUACCGGCACCUCUGCCUCUGCCCCACUGGCUGCUGGGAUCAUCGCCCUCGCCCUGGAGGCCAAUAAAAAUCUGACCUGGAGGGACAUGCAACAUCUGGUUGUGCGAACUUCACAUCCUGCCCACCUCCUUACCAAUGACUGGAGAACCAACGGAGUCAGCCGCAAAGUGAGCCAUUCAUAUGGAUACGGCCUGCUUGAUGCCAGUGCAAUUGUGACAUUGGCCAAGAAAUGGACCAAUGUGGGGCCCCAGCGGAAGUGUGUGCUCUCCAUGGUCUCCGAACCUAGGAAUAUUGGCAGCCAUUUGGUGAUAAAUAAGAGUGUGGAUGCCUGCUUACGGACAGACAACCAUAUCAACUCAUUAGAGCACGUUCAGGCCCAGCUCACCCUGUCCUACAACCGCAGAGGAAAUCUGGCCAUCCAUCUCAUCAGUCCCAUGGGCACACGUUCGACACUUCUUGCACCCAGGCCACAUGAUUACUCCUCAGAAGGUUUUAAUGACUGGGCCUUCAUGACCACCCACUCCUGGGAUGAGAAACCUAGUGGGGAGUGGACUCUGGAGAUAGAGAAUGUCGCCGGGGCCAGUGACUAUGGCACUUUGACCCAGUUCACGUUGGUCCUGUAUGGCACAGGCACUACAUCUUCCAGCCCCUCUGACAAAGAGCUGCCUCAGACUGGAAACGGCAGCUGUAAGACUGUUGAUUUGCAGCAGAUGUGCAUUGAGUGCAAUGCUGGCUACUACCUCUUUCAGCAGGGCUGUGUGAAGGAAUGUCCAGCUGGCUACACCGUCGGCUCCCAACCCCUCAACUACACACUGGGCAACUUUGUACAACCAGCCUCCGUCCUGACCUGCCUGCCCUGCCGGCCGCCCUGCCUGACCUGCAGCAGCCUCAGCCCCCUUGCCUGCUUGUCCUGUCCCCCUCACAGCUACCUGGACUCAACGUCUGGCACCUGCCUGCACCUCAACCAGAUCGAGCGUGAGUCCCCUGGCAGCUUCAUGGUGGGUCAGGGGCACAGUCAGCUGCAACUCGAGCUCACCUCCCAGCUGCCUAUCACCAUAGCCAUUCUCAGCUGCAUGGCCAUUGUGGCCACCUUCGCUGGAGUCUUCGUGCUGCUGCAGCUGCGUUCAGGCGCACUCAUCAAGCUGCCUUCCCUGGAGGCUGGCGGAGGCCUGAGAGGGGGCUUCAGCUUGGCUGGCAGCAGGCUGAUUUCUUACCGCGGUAUCCCCACAGUGUGGGGGGAAGAGGGGUUCAACACAGACUCCGAAAAUGAAGAGUUUGACGUCCACAACGAGAAAACUGCCUUUAUCAAAACACAAAGUGCUCUUUAACACAACCCGUCUCUGUCCCCCCCCCCCCACACACACACACACUUCUCCUUGCUCUCCACAACUCUUUGCCCUCUUUUCCCUGGUAAUUCAGAACUGUGGUACUGUCCUUUCAUAGUCUGUUCUGCUUUUAUCUCAUCCCCCCACCCCCUCUCUCUUUCUGUCACUGGGUUCUCAUCUGAGCGCUGGUGGUGGAACUUGUCUUCCACUCUGCUGUUGGUGACCAAAUGAGAGGUUGCUGUCUCCGAGAGCCUUAGGAUGGCCUGAGCUUGCUCUGUUCACACUUGGGCGCAUUUCUAUUAAACCGGCUCCCCACCCCCUCUCACCCUCAGUCACUAAUGGAUAGAGUGUGUCUGCAGAGCCCAUUUCCCCUACAGCUCCAGGGUUUCUUUGCAUCACAAUAAACAAACAAUUAUUGUUUGCUUUCCCCCACUUUUUUUUCCACCAGUCUCAAUGCAGUAGCCGAAUGAGAUUGUUGAAUGUGGGGAACACAGCUUUGUGUGUGUGUGUGUGUGUGUGUGUGUGUGCGUGUGUGCGUGUGUGCGCGUGUGCGCGUGCGUGCGUGCGUGCGUGCGUGCGUGCGUGCGUGCAUGUAAAUUGGGUGAACAGUGUCAUAAGACUGGAUCUUGAGAAGCUACAGCCAGACCCUUCCCAUCCUGAUCCAUAACUGGACUAAAUUAAGAUGUAACAAAAGAAAAAUUAAUAAUUAGACAUGUAUUUCCAUUUGUAAACACUGAUUGGCUGAUGUCAGCAUCCAAAACUUCCGUAGAAUAUUACUUAUUUCCCCUCCCUGUUCAUUUUUUUUAUAAGCCAGACUUGAUAAAAGAAAAGGAAAUAGCUCAACAACCCUAUCACAUCAAAGUAAAUCUUAUAAAGAAAUCAUAAUGACUCUUUCCUUGUAAUGAAUGUCUCCUCUUGAUGGGCGUUCUUUGGCAUGUUGUUAAUUGGCUGUAAUCCUCUGUUAUAGUGGGGAAAAACAAACAAAAUUACCCAUCCAUAAGUUUUCUGAAAAUUGCUUCUGACAUUUUGUAGAAAUUGUAGUCAGACAGUAAUUCAUAUUUUACUUGAAUUUAAUCUUUUCAAAUUGUUCUGAGUGGAAGGAAAUUGGCCCACCCACUCAGAUGCUGGCCGAGUGUAGCUUCAGUUUGUGGGUAAGAUCUGAUACAAAGGAUGACAAUUCAGCAAAAGGGCUUCAAGUAGCUGUUGAGUAACAAGUCCGUUGUGAUUGAUUUUCAUGCCAGAAUAUCAGCCCAAAAAAUACACCCAGAAGUGUUCAGGGAGCAAAAUCUUCAUUGUCCAGUAUAAUUGCAGAAUAUAGCACAUCCUUCUGUUCAUCAGAGAAAAUUGGCAUUGUAAAUGUCUUAUACCUAACUAACAUAAUGUGUGUGUGUGUGAGUGAGUGAUUAAAAGGAUGGCUUGGCAUCAGUUUAGAUUAUAUGGUGUUGAAAUCAUGAGAAAUCGUCCUAAUGCACAGAAGUGGGGAAAACGCUGCCCUUUUACCCACUCUGCAAACACUGUCUUGCAGGUGAAAUGGUAGUUUCCUGUUCAGUUUAAGCUGAGUCAAGCUGUCUUCUGUAAGUCUCAGCUUGUGUUAAUGAAUCCUGCAUUGAGAUCGGACAUUUUAUCACAGCUUAUCUUCACUCGCUCUUCAAUCAUCACCCGAUCUGAGCUCGAGAUUAUCUCUUCAGUAUACUUGCCAGUUAAUUAUAUCCUGAAUGACGUUACGGAAACAAUGUAUCCUGAGGGAGUUUAUUUUUUCAUAUCGUUAGGAAUUUGUUUUCUUAAGUGAUUUUUUUUCUUUCUUUCUUUCUUUCUUUUGGGCUGCAUUACGUAAAUGAAUCCAGUAUACAUAUUUUGGAUGAUCCAUUAAUCUUAUAUUUCUGUUGAAGUUAUUUUCUGUUUUCAGCACACAGCGGUGGGGCUUGCUGAGAGAGGUUGUCAUGGUGAUGACAUGCAUACAAAAUUGCAGCUGCUCAUCCUUUCAUCUACCUCUCAUAUUGUUCAGCAAUGUUUCAUACUUCUCUCAGUCGCUCAUGACAAAUGAAUAUUUUGGUCAAAUUGAAACUUAUCUUGGGAAAUAGUUUUUAAGGCGUGAAGGGGUUUUCAGGUUUAAUUUAUGUUUUGUAGGAAAUAAGAGCAACUGCAGUGCGGAGACUAUAAAUCUGCAGUGUAUGGUAUGCCCCCCCCCCCCCCACACACACACACACACACUGGACUUGGAUCUUAAAUAUAUCGCCUUUAUGAUUGGUAUUCAUGGGAAUUAACCCCUGUUAUUUAAAAUGGGGUUGGUAGAAGGAACGUCCAUAGAUGUAAUUGACCAACACCUGAGUAGCAAUCCUAGUUUUCCAACUUGAUGGUGUACUUCACCUCUCCUCUUCUACUUUACAGGGACCACUCCAUAUAGUAUUGAGGCAUUUCUUUGCUCCUGGCUUUUUACUGACAAUCACUAUUGUUUUGGUUUGUUGGGGUUUUUUUUGUUUUUUGUUGGCCAAGCAUAUAAAAUGAGUCAAGAUUAAAUAUUUUUGGAGGCUCCAUAAAUAUGCAGAGGCGAAUCGGAUUAAAAUUGCAAAGGAGUAUUCAGAGCUCAUUGGCCACACUAAAAAUUAAGCUAAAAGGGACAAACGCAGAGAAUUGAGUUUCAAACAAAAUACUUGCCAAAAGGGUCUGCUCCAUAUUAAUUCUGAAAUGCAGUAAUCAGCUAGAAGGCCCAGAUCACCACAGUUGGUUAGCACAGCUGCUUUAACACGUCCAUACAUAUGUUGUACACUGCAGUACAUAAGAUUUUAACACUGCUCGAGCCAGGUAGCACCAAACUGAAUUGGAAAUCACUCUCAAAAUCUAGAUUCAGAGUAACUGACUAACGGCCACAACAGGAAAAAAGCUAAGAGAAGAAGGGGUGUGUACCAUGGGGCACCAUAUAACAUACAUUAUUUGUUACUGUGCCAGUUAACAGAACACAUGAAUUCUAAAAAACAAAAACAUAGUGAUCCCUGCUAAAAUAACAGCAUGCUCAGGCUUAACUUAUUAAAUCAAUUGAGUGAUGUGGCAGCAAAUUUCUAUUUCCUACAGUUUAACAUUUUCUGGAGAUCAGGGUGCUAAAAGUGUGAACACAAGUGAUGUUUGACUUUGAGCCAUUUCAGUUAAAGUCUGUUUGGUUAUGUCUAAUUGUCACCUGAUCCAGUCAAAAAUACUACAACAUAUUUCAAUGUACAGUCUCUCAGUCUCUUACUAAACAAUUGCAGUUACUUUGUCUCCUAAAAGUGGAACGAGUCACUCCUGAGCUGUGACGUCUUUGCGUGCAUGCACACAAUGUUGUGUGUGUGUGUGUGUGUGUGUGUGUGUGUGUGUUUUCCCUUCUUGGUUUGAUGCUCUACUCACUACAUCAUGGAAACAACAUUAAGCCUAAUGAAAUCCAAACGUGCCAAGUAUUUGGCACGUUUGCUUGGACAGCGCUGAUGCAGAUAGCAGUGAGAAGCGAGUGCUGUUGCAAAUGAGUUUCCCUCAAAAAUAUAGAGAAAGCUAUACACUUAAAAUGAAAUGUUCUUUUAAAAUACCAAUAAAGCCAUGAAGCAUUUCACUAGGUAGCCACUUAUUGACACUAAUUUAUUAGACAUUUUAAUACUUUCAGAAAUUAUUGAAAAUAGAUUGCAUCACACAGUGGAUCCUAUGAUAAUGACAAAACAAUUGGUUAACGCGACCAGAAAACUUUUAUGUAGUAAACUCCAUACCUACGACAUGCAGUUAAACAUUUCAAUCCUGCCUUAGGAUAGUUUUAUGUGGUUAGUGUGUGAAGUUGAGGUUAACUGCAGCAAUAUCUUUGGCACAACCAAAGACAAUCAUUUUAAUAUUGUCCAAUUUUGAGAAUGUUACUUUCAGGUUAUCGGCAUCCAUUUAUUCUUACAUCUGUACUGUUUUUUUUUGUUGUUUGUUUUGGAAAUCUUCCUGUAACUUCUGCCUUCAAAAGAUGUGAGAUUUGCCGUGACGUUUGGUACGCUCAGCGGCUGUAGAGGGAGGAGGUAGAAUGUAAUCCCAUCGCCAUCAACUCAAGGGCUGAAUCAAAUUUGUGUCUGCAUACAUGCACAUGUGCCUCCGUGUGUGCACAUGCUGGUUAAAGUGGAAAUAAAACAUUGUGUGUGUGCGUGCAUGUGUGCACACGUGCAUGUGUGCGUGCGUGUGUGUGUGUGUGUGUAUGCGUGUGGUGGGGGGCUGCUAGCAGAGCAGCUUCAGGCAACUCUGUUGACUUCCUCCUGCCUCUUUUGGGGUCACCGGCUUUUGGCUGCAAACAGUACCUUACAGACACAGUGACCUAUGAAUAAUGUAAAAGAAUGACUAUCUUAAUGGGACGUGACUCUAAAAUAAGGCCUAUUUUUGUACUAUAUGAACAGUGCAGUGUAAUUUUCUUGUAAUUUAAAAAAAAUGGUUUUGCUCUUAUUUUCUCCUUUUAUUUAAUUGAUGUCAAUUAUAGAUUAGAUUCUACUAAAAAAUAAAGAUCUAUGCAAAUUUGAA
Messenger RNA from Lampris incognitus (smalleye Pacific opah), 7216 nucleotides. It is a transcript of the gene furina, whose product is annotated as furin (paired basic amino acid cleaving enzyme) a. Gene Ontology annotation, molecular function: serine-type endopeptidase activity. The transcript has 16 exons. Gene Ontology annotation, cellular component: Golgi membrane; trans-Golgi network. Gene Ontology annotation, biological process: peptide hormone processing. The record is from RefSeq and is a predicted model, not a curated record. Lineage: Eukaryota; Metazoa; Chordata; Actinopteri; Lampriformes; Lampridae. The coding region runs from base 263 to 2713 and encodes 816 amino acids.